AUGCAUCAAACCUCGAAAAUGCAUUGGACCACCGUUAUCUCCGUUGCUUUGGGCCUGUCUGCUGUAGCAGAUACGGCUGCAGUUGGUCACAGUCGGCGUGUACAUGAGAAUUGUCCAUCGUUGAACGGAAGCUUUUCUCUUGAUAUCUAUCAGCUAUAUCCUGAAAACUCAGCUUUCGAUCCAGUCGGAUGCAAACUCUACAUGAGUUCGAUUUACAACGCUUCCGUCGUGGUCUAUGAUAUCUAUACCACCAAACACCAGGUUUUAACAUUUCCUGGGAUUACUGAUACCGAGCCUUAUCACAUGGCAGGCGUUGACUAUGACGCUAGCAGUGGCGCUAUGUUCUUCACCGCAACCAGCGGCCUCGGGUUUGAAACCAAUGGCGUAGAUCUUUCGGGUCCCCAGAAGGUGAUUAAGUGGAAUACAACAACCAUGGAAACAGUCUAUAUCGCCGACUUAGCACCUUUUCAGGAGCAGUUUGAACGCACUUUCGGGCAUGCCACUGCUGGAUUCCAGGACAUUGCUGAAGAUAGCCAUGGCAACAGUUAUGCUCCAGCAAGCUUCGGCGGCUAUAGCAUUGCUAAGAUUGCUCCCAACGGUACGGUAACACCGUUUUUCACGACGAACGAAACGGCUAAAAACGCAACGGCACUGCCAUACCUCUCGUCCGGUUUGGUUUAUUUACCGUCAAAGAGCAAGCUCCUGAUCAGUGAUGGCCAGCGAGGCACAUUCGUCACUUUUGAAACGAAAUCUCGUCACCCUGUUCCGAAGCUUACCAAAAUCUCGAAUUGGCCUUCGAACUACACAGCUCUUAACUGCGAUGGUAUCAUCGCUCCCGAUCGGUACCCCGGUCAGACUGUUGUCCUUUGCGCCGAAGAUUAUUUAGGCGGCAGUGGAGCCAUCACGGUUUUCUCGAGCAAAAACGAUUGGGCAACCGCCAAGUAUCUUGGUGUUGUUUACAACUCAAACCCAAGUACAAAGGGAUUCUUGACAACAACCGCAGUUGAGAUAACGAACUCUAUUUAUCUCAACUCGAUGCCGUUCUCCGAUGGCACAACGUUUGAUACACAUGGGAACAGGUCAAGCUUUCCUAUCAUCGAUAUCACGUCGCAGGUCGAUACUAUAGUAAGAGCUCACACUCUUCAGUGA
Ascochyta rabiei is the source of this 1149-nucleotide messenger RNA. RefSeq lists its product as uncharacterized. The coding region runs from base 1 to 1149 and encodes 382 amino acids. The record is from RefSeq and is a predicted model, not a curated record. The transcript has 2 exons. Lineage: Eukaryota; Fungi; Ascomycota; Dothideomycetes; Pleosporales; Didymellaceae.